Messenger RNA from Saccharomycopsis crataegensis, 2067 nucleotides. It is a transcript of the gene SSY5, whose product is annotated as Ssy5p. The transcript has a single exon. Bases 1 to 2067 code for a protein of 688 amino acids. The record is from RefSeq and is a predicted model, not a curated record. Lineage: Eukaryota; Fungi; Ascomycota; Saccharomycetes; Ascoideales; Saccharomycopsidaceae.
AUGUCUCCCUACAGCAGCGACGACGACAACGAUGACUACUCCCACAGGGAAAGUAUCUUCAGUGAAAAGCCCUCCACCGCCUCUACCAGACCUUCCACCGUCCCCUCAAAUUACUCAUCAUCCUCAAACCCUGCCUCCAAGAUCGGAAGAGCUUUAAGAACCACCCACAAGGAAAACCUUCAACAAGACACUUACAAUUUGAAAAUCACCUCAGAAUCUUUGACCCAGUAUUUGGACCAGUUUGACUCAAAGACCCCUAUCUUGAUUUCCGAAGCCCUCAACAAAUUCGAACCGCCUUUACACCCAAAAGAUUUCUUCUCAAAUGUCAACAGACCAUACAUUAACAACAUCGUUCGCGUUAUAUUGACCCUUGUCGAUAACAUAUUGGCCAAUAACGACACUUACAAAACCUCAAGAUUCAUGGUUUUGAAGAGCUUCCACCAAUUCUCACUUCGAUGCAAUCUUUCAACAUCAUCACAAACUGGUCAUUCAUCCAAUGCUUCAAGUAAUAAUGACACUAAUUGGGACCUUAAUAACUUGGCAGUUCCCGAACCAACGAAUUUCUGUUUGGUUGAGGAAGGUGAUACUAAAAUUUCUGAAAUCUUAAAUGUCAUUGCCAACACAGAUUCCUCGAUCGUUGCUGAUCAAGAAGGUUCGUUUCUCGCCCCAGUUUGCCGGGGGAUUUCUGAAGAUCUAUCCAUCCCAACAAUCAUUUGUGGGUUCCCAAGGCCGCAAGCAGAACACUACGAACAAGUCAAACAACUUUGCUCAACUUUUACAGAUAUUCAUUUCGUGGUUCAAAAGAAUUAUAUAAAAACAUGUGCCAUGCCGACUCUGAUGGCCCAACAGCAACAACAACAGCAAAUGAACAGUUCUGGAUCGUCUCCAUUUAUGGAAAAUACCAGCAAUUUUGGUGGAAUAAUACCACCUUUUAGAAUCCCUCAAGAUCCUAGCAAUAUUCCUAUCUCAUUAUCCAUCGCCGCAAACUCUAGUAGCAAACUUUCCGGAACAUUGGGAGGUUACAUAUAUCCAAAGAUAGACGUUAAAAAGAACAAUUUCUUAGCCGACGAUGCAAAGGCAACUUAUGCCAUGACAUGUGCCCACGUCUGUAUCGAUGAUUCGGCUUCCCAUCCUUACGUUUCCGUUCCAUCACCAGUAUUAAUCAAAUUAUACAAAGAGGCACUUGCCAAUGAGCGAAACAAAUAUCCAGAUUACUCCCAGGAAUUCAAAGGGUAUCAUCAGGCGUUGAGCUAUUUGGAACAGAAAUUCCCUCCAAUAACCAACAGCAAUGCAAAUGUCGCGGGUACUUUUGGCCGUGUCAUUUUUGGAGAACGGUCGAUCGUUAAAGGUAGAUUAUCCGAUAUUGCCAUUAUAAAGUGUAAUCCCAACGUGAACUGUAUGAAUCAUUUGGGCACAGAUUUCCCGUUCAGUCAAUACGACCCAGCGUUGUUAUUUGGCAAUUUGCAAAUCAAGAAAGUGAUUAGUAAAAUCAAGCCAGGGUCAUCAGUAUUCAAAUUUGGCAGCACCACAAAAUUCACCACUGGGAAGCUAAAUAAGCCGAAAUUAGUGUAUUGGGCAGAUAAUAGUAUUCAGUCCAGUGAGUUUGUUAUUGCCAGUGAUCGUCCAGGGUUCGCCUCCGGUGGUGAUUCCGGAUCGUGGAUCUUGCAAAAAUUGGAGGACUUUGAAUCCGCACAAGAUCCACAGCCUAGUCAACCUAAUCAACCAAGACAACUGGGUCUUGGUACAAUUUAUGAAGCUUCAAAUAGCUCUAAUUCAAGUACCAGAAACUCCUCUGGUGAGGAGGUGCAGUCAGGUCUCGGGGUGGUUGGAAUGUUGCAUGCAUACGAUGGGGAAUUUAAGCAAUUCGGGCUCUAUUCUCCAAUUGUCUUGAUUUUAAACAGAUUACAAGAAUUGACUAAGGUCCCAUGGGGAGUGGUCGGAGUAAUGGAUGAGAAAGAUGUUGAUGUGGAAGAUGAAAGCAGUGAAGAGGAUGAUGAUGAUGAUGAUGAAGAUGAAGAUGAAGACGAAGACGAAGAUGAGGAUGAAGACGAAGAUUUUGAAGGAUAA